Molecule: messenger RNA, 302 nt
Organism: Cetraspora pellucida
Lineage: Eukaryota; Fungi; Glomeromycota; Glomeromycetes; Diversisporales; Gigasporaceae
Source: the annotation of a GenBank genome assembly
CUUCAGAAUCUAAAAAGCCUAGUAAAAAGUUUAUUCAAAAUUAUAUACAUUAUGAUAAAAGCUAUAGAAUAUUACAAACUGUUCUUAUAUUGGUGAUGGAAACAGAAACUAAAAAAGAAGUAAAUAAAUGGUGUUAUCAAUUUAUACAACAAAAAAAAAAGUUAAUAAAUAUUAUAAUUUCAAAUUUAAAUAAUACUGCAUUAAAUCAAGAACAAGAAAAUAAUAUUUGUAAUAUGCCAGCUCAAGAACAAGAAAAUAGUAUUCAUAGUGUGCUAGUUCAAGAACAAAAAAAUAAUAUUUAG